This is a messenger RNA of Penicillium daleae, 1737 nucleotides long. RefSeq lists its product as uncharacterized. The record is from RefSeq and is a predicted model, not a curated record. Lineage: Eukaryota; Fungi; Ascomycota; Eurotiomycetes; Eurotiales; Aspergillaceae. The coding region runs from base 1 to 1737 and encodes 578 amino acids. Gene Ontology annotation, biological process: regulation of DNA-templated transcription. The transcript is spliced from 3 exons.
AUGAGCCACGCAUAUGAGGGAACCAUGUCUGGGGUUGACAUUGUAGGUGUGGUAGCCAGCAUCGUACAGAUCGCCGAAUUAGGGCGCUGUCUGUCCGUCAAGCUCUGCACUUUUUGCCAUAAAUUCAAGAUUGCCGACAAAGCACAACGGUAUCUAUCCAAAGAUGUCGCACUCACCUGCAAUGUCCUGUGUCAAUUGGGCGACAGCUUGGGGCAAGAUGAGUUGGCUUCCUUGUAUUCUCCGGAUGCCUUUGAAACAGCCCAGGUUGUUCUGAGAGAAUGCGAGCAGGUAUUCGGGGACCUCGAGGCUGCCAUCGAACAGCACUCUCCAGAUCCACUAUCUCAGUCUAGCAUUGACGAAGUGGCUCGCAAGUUCAAGUUUAUGAUGAACGAGACCUAUCUUGAUACUGUGGCGGGAAACCUGGACAGGUUAAGAUCAACCAUGCUUCUGAUGCUGAAUGUGGCUAUAUAUGCUGGCCAAAUCCGGAGUCAACGAGAGACACACGAGCUCCAAGAGCAGCGCCAUCAGCUCCUCGUUCUGACCAGUGAAAAGAUCGAGAGUGAGAAGGACUAUGAGAGGCUUACCAGAACCCUUGAAUUCACCAGCCUUGCUGAGAAAGGUGGAAACGUGAGGAGCCCUACCGGUGGUAAUCAGCCAGACCAGCCGGAUGAGACAACAGACGAGCUCUACCACGAUCACAAGACACCAACGCAACCGCCACAAAUGCUACAAGCACAAGCAAUGCAGAGACAAAUGCAAAGUCAACCACAGAGUCAAGAGCAGAGUAUCCCGGCGACGGAGAAAGUGUCCAUGGCACAGAUGCGGGUCUAUGAAGUGUUACGAAAUCCGCAGCAGCGACGGCAAAUGAUGAGGGACAUCUUUCAAAGCGAGCCAGAGAUGCAGGAGCCGCCAGUGUUACCCAGUCAGCAUUCAGUCAAUCUCAACAACAGCAACCAGCCAUUCAAUCAGCCUCCAGACCAGCCAAAUUCGUUGAACCAUGGCCAACCAGAUCCGCCACCACCAUAUUCACCUCUAAUGCAGGCUCAAUCCCGAGCAACCGAGGCUGGCAUGCCUUCAAAGACGGAUUCUUUUUCAGGGACUCCGCCGGUUGCAAUGGAUAAGUCCGCUGAAAGUGGUGCCAAGCAGGUUUCCCCUAACCCCGGCGUUCCUGAGAAGCCAAAGGCUUUCGAAUUGGACUUCAGCCUACUUGAUGAUCCGUCCUUUAUGGAGAAAUUUGACUUCGACCAAUUCUUGAGAGACGACGACGACGACGACGACGACACCUCAAGUUCCAAGAAUGACCUGAACCAAUUGAUGUCGGAUAUAUUCAGUAGGGAAGCGACUUCAUUGCAAGAUGAGGAAAACGAACAUCUAUCUAGUCAACACACGCCGCGUGACUCUAGCAAUCCAUCCCCGAAAGGAAAGAGCGAAAAACGGAAAGCCAAGACAGAAUAUGGGAUUACUCCUGCGAAUGAUAAUUCGGAGCCUUUGCCAAACUCCGAGUCUAUGUCAGAAGAGGGGCGAUCUAAGACGAUACCGCGGGACCCAAGCACUUGGUCGGAUGAAUUAUCGUGGUCUACGGUUGGUCCGCCUAUCGCAAAUGCUGGAGCUGAAACUGGAGCCCUUUCGUCAGCGGCCACAGAAGAUCAGUCUUUAACCUCGAAGGAUGCGGAAAAUGAAUGCCUGGAUGCUUGGAUUCUGCGAUGGACAAAAUUGGAACAGACGGAGCUGAAGUAG